GCUUUGAAGCUCCAGUAGCAUCUGUUUUUGGACCUCUGGCGGCUGCGCCUGACGCCAUGGCACUGGAGUUGGAGCAGACCCAGCAUAAUUAUGACAUGGAGUCGAUGUCUGAGACGCACACCAUGCUUCGGGGGGAGCAGAAGCUGCAGAGCAGAUGGCCCAGGACCUUGCUCCUAGCCGCCGGCUUCCUGGCCCUCACGGCAGUGGUCGUGGCUACUGCGCUCUUCGCUUCCAGGCCAAAGACCAGCCUCCGCAAGUCUAGUGGCUCAGUGGUCCAGUUGUCCGAUGAUUCCGUUUGGGCCGACGUGUUGUCCUCGAACGCAAUGAAGCAGUAUGAGCAGGGGAAGGAAAUGGCAAAAGAGGCUGACAAGGGAGCGUCUGAGGCCGUCGAAAGUGCUAAGAACAAGGUUGAAGAUGCCAUCAACAACAUGGGUUCUGGUGCAAGUAAGGUUGUCAGUGAUGCGCAAAAUGCCAUGAAGCAGAAAGCCGACGAGGCGACAGGCGCCGCAAAGAAUGCUGCCAAAAAAUUGCAGAAAGCUGCCAGCUCUGCAGCUGAGACAGCGCAGAAGUCCCCGACGCAGGCGGAGGCGGAUGCCGCCGCAGCAGCUAAGGCACUCAUGCAAAGCCUCAUGGGUGGUGAUGAUUCGUCCAGGGAAAAGAUGAUCAGCGCAGCCAAGGCUCCCGCGCCUGCCGCCCCCGUGCCGGCCCUGACCCUCGGUGCAGUGAAGAUUCCGGCGCCUCCCAAGCUGCCUAGCAUUGCAAUGCCAAAGAUCCAAACUCCUGUCACCCUCCCAGUUGCGGCCCCUGCUGUUGGCGCUGUGGAGCCUCCGGCUCCCAAGCCAACAGAUGAUCCUUCCAAGUCUGCUCUGGCUCCCCAGGUAGCCAGCAGUGACCAGGAUCCCUGCAGUUCUGAUCAGGAGCUUUCGGGUGGCUUGUGUUAUGCCAAGUGCUCCCUGCUGACUCAAGGCUCCCACCCGUGCCGAAGUUCCGCGUGGUCCUGCUGUGCAGUGGCUGAUGGUCCCAGCUGUGCCGAGAAGGCAUCCAUGGAGAGUUGUUGGGUUCAUCCUGGCUUUUGCUUCGGCUACGCCGUGGCCGGCAUGGAAGAAGCAAAGCAGCAAGGCUCCAACUGCCCAACGAAUCUCGGGGGCUGCCUGGUCAACGAGGAGAUGUUUAUGUCUCAGUGCUAUAAGAAGUGCAGAGACCUCACUGGUGGCACGCAUACCAAGCGCGUUGGUGCUGCCACCUGCUGUAACAAGGGCAGUGACUUCGAAUGCUUGUGGCCAGGAAACCUCAAGAGCGACCCGAGCUACAACGUCGGUGGCGGCCUGGGCGACCACAACUCAGGCACGCCCUCGCACUCGCACCUGCCCAUGAAGUCUCUCGCGCAGAGUGACUAG
This is a messenger RNA of Symbiodinium pilosum, 1397 nucleotides long. Lineage: Eukaryota; Dinophyceae; Suessiales; Symbiodiniaceae. The record is from the annotation of a GenBank genome assembly.